AUGGACCCACACAUACACACACACGACCAUACACAUGUGCACGUGCAUGGCAGUUCUCAUGCGAAAGAAAAGGCAAGUCAGCGUGCGAAUACAACUGCGGAGGGGUAUGCGCCUGCACAUGACAUGGCAUACCUACACACAAAAGCACCACACCAUCGAUCACUGACCCCAGGGGAUGUGUCUACUAGUGGAUCUCUCUUACACACCCACCCGGCCAGCCUAGAACAAGCCAGAGCCCAUGCACAUGCACAUACAGAGACACAUACACAUGCACAUACAGAGACAUAUACACAUGCACAGGCGCAUACAGAGACACAUACACAUGCACAUGCACAGGCGCAUACACAUGCACAGGCGCAUACACAUGCACAGGCGCAUACACAUGCACAGGCGCAUACACAUGCACAGGCGCAUACACAUGCACAGGCCAGCACACAAUCCGAACAUGAGCCGAAGCAUGGACACGGAGAUAUGCACACACAGAGACACAUGAGUGACUAUAGGGACAUGCCUACGCGUAGAGCGUCAGAUACACACAGCAGUGUGACUGCGCAUGGAGAAGCAGGCGCACACAGUCCGUUGGCAGUUCGGUCCUAUCCGAUGCAUACACGGCCACGGUCUGUUACCUACACACCCACAGUGCAGGGGGAAGAGUGGCUCACCCAACCAAUGUCUCUACCAAGCUCAGACACGCCCGAGGACGGGACGGGUAUGGGUGCAGCGAAAGGUGCGUAUGGAGAAGCACACACAUACAGAGACAUACAACAACCAGGAGAUACACAUGCAGACACAGAUUGGCAGGGAGAUGGGCCAGAGGGUCGAAAGGUAGAUGAACGGCCACAGCAGGCACUCACACAGACACGUGCGACGGAGCAGCAGUGUAUGUCCUCACCGGCUACCACGCACACAGACACACACACAGGCGCGUUUGAUAGGUACACGAUCACAGCGGAUGGUACCGAACCGACUCAAACAGACACACUGGGUGCUGGGUGUGGUGUGGGUGCGAGUGCACCUGCUAAUGCGGGGGGGGUGUCUGUAGCGGUGUCUGGGGAUGGGGGUGGGGGUGAGGGUCUGAGGCGAAUAGACUGGGGGGGUAAGCCUGUGCAGAUGGUAGGGCAGGUGUGUGGGACUGAGACAACGGGGUUAAAGGAUAGACCAGGCAGUACCCACACAGACGAGCCAAACCACCAGACAGGCGUGUGUGUGGAGUGUGGGACGGGUGGUACGCAGGUGUGUGCGGGUGGGUGGAGGGAUGUCGACGAGGGUGUUCAGGGAGGGCUAUACCCGGUUGACGCGGAGAUGAACCAAGUUUACGACCGGCCUGGGGAAGCUGGACUGAUACACAGACCUGAGGAUGCCAGCGAGGGGAGUAGGAAGCCUGCCACCAGUCCAGAUGUGAAUAGAUCAGAUGAAAUGACGCGAAUUGGUGUGAAUUUAGACCCUCUAAAAGGCGCUGUAAUUAAACAGAAUCUGGACAAUGUCAGAGUAGUCUCGACUGACGAUACUGCCAUAGAUAUGGAGCCGGCAAACGACACCUGUAGCGUCGCAAUUGAUAUAGAUGAAAGGGAUUUGACGUCCACGGACACUCGCCCGAGUACACAACAAGCGCCGCCUGCAGUCUUGCACGCCACAGCUAACGCUACCACACACACACACAACACUCAGCCCUUGCAUACACUACCACCACAACAUACACCACAACAUCAACCCAUUGCACAACAGACGUAUCCAGCCUAUUCACCAGCACACACCCACACACGCACACAUACACCACACACACAUGCACAGUAUAAUCAACACACAAAUGCGCAGAGUACACAGGAUAUACAGACACCGGCCACGCAACUUGCACCAGACACACCACACACCCAAUCGGAUAUAUCGUAUGCUAUGUCUCCUAGCUUCAAGCAUCGCAGCACCGUGCGAUCUCUCACCCCUAUUGACUUGCCACAGCAAUAUUCUG
Messenger RNA from Sphaeroforma arctica JP610, 1966 nucleotides. RefSeq lists its product as hypothetical. The record is from RefSeq and is a predicted model, not a curated record. NCBI's taxonomy places the organism in Eukaryota, Ichthyosporea, Ichthyophonida. The transcript has 3 exons. The annotation marks the transcript as partial.